CUCAUCGCUCUGGGUGGAUGCUAUCAUGGAUGUGUAUGAUGAAAUAGAAAUCGAGGACUUUACGUUUGAUCCAGCAACCCAGUUGUUCCAUCAUCCGUGUCCGUGUGGAGACAAGUUUGCCAUUGCGUUGGACGACUUGUUAGAUGGGGAAGACAUAGCUGUGUGUCCAUCGUGCUCGCUAAUGGUGAGAGUAAUUUUUGAGCCAGAGGACUUGGAUGAGUACGUGGAUCAGUAGAAGAGCAGGAUUAGAGAUAUAUCUGACCAGGAGUCUGAGAGGUAACCACGACCCGGUGACCAGGAGCCGGCCACCAGCUGCUCAAAUACAAAAUACUUGACACAUGGGCAAAGAGAAGACAUCUACGAAACUGGAAACCAGACUUCCCAAGCUGCGCAAGAGCCGAUUGGCCAAGAGCCAUGCAAACAAGGAGGAAACUGCUGCUACUGAGUCGAACUACUUCGAUGAUGUUAAGCACCUGGCCAGCACCAUGUUGUAUAUAACCCUGAUACUUCUCAGCACAUCACUUCUCAGCACAUCAACGUGUUUGUAACGGGGUUACCUGCUCCUUGGAUUGGAAACAAAUGACAAGAAAACCAGAUUCUAGUACAAAACAUAAGAACCCUUGUAACCACACAGUGGCCACGAUACUAAUGACCAAAACUUUAUAUUCCUUAGCACCAGCAUUCGUACCAAUAAAAAUAUUUCACACUAUCCCGACAACGGUAGGUAGGGCAUCGUCGUACCGAUCAUCGGUGUACUAUAACACCUUACACGUUGUACAUCCGCAUCGCCGCCCGCACCCACCGUAAAUAUGGGUGCAACAACUAACCCCCACCAUUUCCCUCCACAUGCGACCUGGGCACUCAUUGACCCGAGAACCGCCUGGAGCUAUUUAGGUUUCGGACUCAGGUGGUGGACCAAGACUUUCUGGCGCGUCCCGCACAAGCAACAAUGCCAACCCCGUCAAAAGACGGGAAAAUAGCCCCGAUUCGGUACAGAGCCGAACGUCGUGAACUCGCGUAUUGUUGCGUUUGGCUCCGGGCAAACACUCAGGGUGCUGCACCUCCGCCCUAGAUAUCCGCCUUUGACCACCCACUCGGCAUUUGCCCAACCGUUUUACAACCGUUGGGUUUAAACGCGGUGCGUACGGGAUUGGCCCCAAUACCUUAUUAAGAUGUUAAAUUUUUGGGUUGCCAUCCCCUGGACCCCCCAUUGUUGGUAACCCAGUUGACUGCGACAUGGAUUUUUGGAGUGUGAUGGGUCAGCAAUUUAAAGUUUGAAUCUCUACUAAAGCACUAUGGUAAUCCGUGAUUACACACCGGAUGAGUUUUGGUGGUACUGCUUCAAGCUCUCGGGUAAUGUUGUCAAUAGCUGGGAUAUGCGACUGGCGGAAUCCCGGCUUACCCCAAUUAAUUAAGAUAUAAUCACAUUCAGCAGUAUGGCUAGGCGAGGUUAACAUUCCAAACCCACGUAUCCAUAUCUCGGCUGUGGCGACAAGACAAACGGGAAUUAUGCCAUUUUCCACGAACCAGAAAUAAAAUAAAACGCAAA
This is a messenger RNA of Yamadazyma tenuis ATCC 10573, 1549 nucleotides long. NCBI's taxonomy places the organism in Eukaryota, Fungi, Ascomycota, Pichiomycetes, Serinales, Debaryomycetaceae. The record is from RefSeq and is a predicted model, not a curated record.